Molecule: messenger RNA, 3771 nt
Organism: Sinocyclocheilus anshuiensis
Lineage: Eukaryota; Metazoa; Chordata; Actinopteri; Cypriniformes; Cyprinidae
Product: tyrosine-protein kinase JAK1
Exons: 24
Coding region: 215-3679 (1154 amino acids)
Biological process (GO): intracellular signal transduction; cell surface receptor signaling pathway via JAK-STAT; cell differentiation
Cellular component (GO): membrane; cytoskeleton; cytosol
Molecular function (GO): ATP binding; non-membrane spanning protein tyrosine kinase activity; growth hormone receptor binding
Source: RefSeq, a predicted model, not a curated record
GUUAGUUGAUCAAGAAGUCUUAACCGCGGUUUGUACCACUGUGAAGUGAAGUUUGCUUUGAAAAUAAGUCUCGUGGGAUAAACCUUAUAUUAACGGAGAGCAUUUUGGAGUUAAAUAACGAGCGCUUUACAGCAACAAAAUACCAAUAGGAAGUGUUCAAACGUCUGUAAUGAUCGAAAUUAAACGGAAGUAGCUUUGCCUGGCGAGUGUCUGGAUGCCAGAACUAGCAGUCAUGGAGCUGGGCAGGCAACUGUGUGGGAAGAUGAAAAAACAGAGGAAGGCAGAGAUGACCGUUCCGACUGUAAUGAAAGGACUGGAAAUCCACUUCUACCUGCCUGACACAAACCAACUCGAGUACUUCAAAGACUGCCACACUGCGGAAGACCUGUGCGUGGAGGCUGCCAAGAGAUGCCACAUCUCACCUUUGUGUCACAACUUAUUUGCAUUGUAUGAAGAGAGCCAGGAUCUUUGGUAUGCUCCCAAUCAUGUGUUCAAGGUCACGGAGGAGACCAGCAUCAAACUUCAUUACCGUAUGAGGUUUUAUUUCACAAACUGGCAUGGCACUAGUGAGGCAGAAUCUCCAGUUUGGAGACACUCACUUUGCAAGCAGAAAGGGGUUUUAGUCUCUCAGAAGGGCCCUGAGGGGACACCUCUACUGGAUGCUGCAUCUCUUGACUACCUGUUUGCACAGGGCCAGUAUGACUUUCUGAGGGGACUUGCUCCAGUGCGCACUCCCCAGAAUGAGGUAGAGCUUCAUGAGAUAGAGAACGAGUGUUUGGGAAUGGCUGUUUUGGCCAUUACCCAUCAUGCCAAGAGCAAUAAUCUGCCUUUAUCAGGAGCUGGAGCUGAGACAAGCUACAAGCGAUUCAUUCCGGACAGUCUGAACCGGAUCAUUAAGCAGCGUAACUUCCUCACACGCAUACGCAUCAACAACGUUUUCAGAAAUUUCCUCAACGAGUUCAAUAGCAAGACCAUCCAGGACAGCAACAUAACCCUCUAUGACCUGAAGGUCAAGUAUCUCUCCACUCUUGAAACACUGACCCAGGGCCUGGGUCGGGAGAUUAUUGAGCCCAAGAGCCUGAAAGUAUCAUCUGAGAGCGAGGGAUCUUCGGCCCACACACAUCCUUUGGGGGAUGACGGACUGGGCUAUGAAGUGCAAGUGUCCGGAAUCACUGGGAUCUCCUGGAGGAGAAAGCCUGUACCAAAUCUUCUGAUAGUGAAAGACAAAACCAAAUCUAAAAAGAACAAGGCUGACAACAAGCAAAAGAAUGACAAAAGGAAAGACAGCGCAUGGACACUUUUCUCUGACUUUUACGAAAUCACCCACAUCGUCAUUAAGGAGUCUUGUGUCACAAUUUACAGACAAGACAAUAAAACCAUGGAGUUGGACCUGUUUUAUCGUGAUGCAGCUUUGUCCUUUGCUGCACUGGUUGAUGGUUACUUCAGAUUGACUGUAGAUGCUCAUCAUUACCUGUGCACUGAGGUCGCACUCUCAUCAGUGGUCCAGAAUUUAGAAAACGGCUGUCAUGGACCUAUCUGCACAGAGUAUGCUAUUCAUAAACUUCGUCAGGAGGGAAAUGAAGAAGGAACCUACGUCUUGCGCUGGAGCUGCACAGACUAUAACUGCAUCAUCAUGACUGUUGUCUGCAUUGAGAUGGACCUAUGUGAAUCCAGGCCUGUUCCCCAGUAUAAGAACUUCCAAAUUGAAACUAGUCCGCAAGGUUACAGACUGUAUGGGACAGAUACAUUCAGGCCUACUCUGAAGGAGCUUUUGGAGCACCUACAGGGCCAGAACCUGCGCACAGAGAACCUGCGCUUCCAGCUGCGUCGCUGCUGCCCACCACAACCCAGAGAAAUUUCCAACCUAUUAGUGAUGACCAGAGACCGAGAGCCCGCCCCACAGAGACAACAUCAAGUCAGCCAGCUGAGUUUCCACCGCAUCCUUAAGGAGGAGAUUGUACAGGGUGAGCAUUUGGGUAGGGGUACGAGGACCAACAUCUAUGCUGGUGUUCUAAAGCUGAAGAGUGAGGAUGAUGAGGACAUGGGAGGAUACUCACAGGAGAUGAAAGUGGUCUUGAAAGUGUUGGGCUCUGGACAUCGAGAUAUCUCUCUGGCUUUCUUUGAGACAGCUAGCAUGAUGCGCCAGAUCUCUCAUAAACACAUCGCCCUGCUAUACGGAGUGUGUGUUCGCCAUCAGGAGAAUAUCAUGGUGGAGGAGUUUGUUCAGUAUGGUCCUCUGGAUCUGUUCAUGCGCAGACAGAGUAUACCUCUCAGCACCGCUUGGAAGUUCCAGGUUGCCAAACAGUUGGCUAGUGCCCUCAGCUAUCUGGAGGACAAGAAGCUGGUUCAUGGAUAUGUGUGCAGUAAGAACAUUCUGGUGGCUCGAGAUGGUCUGGAUGGAGAGGGAGGAACCUUCAUCAAGCUGAGUGACCCUGGCAUACCCAUUACUGUCCUUAGCAGAGAAGAGUGUGUGGACAGGAUUCCUUGGAUUGCUCCCGAGUGUGUACAGGACACGGCUAAUCUGAGCAUAGCAGCGGAUAAGUGGGGCUUUGGGACAACUCUGUGGGAGAUCUGUUACAACGGAGAGAUACCUCUCAAAGACAAAAAGCUCACAGAGAAGGAGAGGUUUUACGCAGCGCAGUGUCAGCUGGCCACACCUGACUGUGAGGAGCUGGCCAAACUCAUGACCCACUGUAUGACCUACGACCCUCGCCAGAGACUCUUCUUCAGGGCCAUCGUCAGAGACAUUGACAUGGUGGAGAAACAGAAUCCUUCCAUUCAACCUGUUCCCAUGCUAGAGGUGGACCCUACAGUGUUUGAGAAGAGGUUCCUCAAAAAGAUUAGAGAUCUUGGAGAGGGUCAUUUUGGAAAGGUGGAGUUGUGCAGGUAUGAUCCGCGGGGAGAUCGGACCGGAGAGCUGGUGGCCGUGAAAUCUCUAAAGCCGGAGAACCGAGAAGAGCAGAGCAGUAACCUGUGGCGUGAGAUUCACAUCCUGAGAGAACUUUACCACGAGAACAUUGUCAAAUAUAAGGGCAUCUGCCAUGAAGAAGGUGGGAGAUCCAUUAAGCUAAUCAUGGAGUUUUUGCCGGCAGGCAGUCUGAAGGAAUACCUCCCCAGAAACAAAGCUCACAUAGACCUUAAAACCCUGCUCAGCUAUGCUGUACAGAUCUGCCAGGGCAUGGACUACCUGGGCUCUCGCAACUACAUCCACAGAGACCUGGCAGCCCGGAAUGUUCUGGUGGAGAAUGAAAACACGGUAAAGAUCGGAGACUUCGGCCUGACCAAAAGCAUUAAGGAUAAUGAGGGUUAUUACACUGUGAAAGAUGAUCUGGACAGUCCAGUGUUCUGGUAUGCUCCAGAGUGCCUGAUCCACUGCAAAUUCUACAGGGCGUCUGACGUCUGGUCUUUUGGAGUGACCAUGUAUGAGCUGCUCACAUACUGUGAUACCUCAUGCAGCCCUAUGUCGGUGUUCCUUAAGAUGAUUGGUCCAACACAUGGCCAGAUGACUGUUACACGAUUGGUCAAAGUCCUGGAGGAGGGAAAGAGACUUCCAAAACCAGACGGCUGCUCAGACAGGUUGUACAGUCUGAUGAGGAAAUGCUGGGAGGCGACACCUGAAAAACGGAUCGACUUCAAAGGCCUGAUUGCCGACUUUCAGCAGAUGAUUGACGAUCUGUAACUAUGGAAAUAAGAUGGGAUGCAGAAUCCACCUCUUUUGCAAGAGGAAGUCCCAGACAGACAAAAUCCCCCACAUCCCAAGAAAAAAAAAAA